UUUCCACAGGCGGCCGGGCAGCGGGGCUGAGCGGAGCGGAGGCAGUGGGCUCAGGUAGCUGGGGCUCACUCCGCCCGCAGCGCCAGAGGCACGGGGCAGCUUCUAUCGAGUGCAUGGAAGCCCUUUUCUACAGAAAAUUUCUUGGAAUAAUCACAAUGUGAGCAGAAGCUUCGACGGCAGCAGAUAUUUCAUGAAUGUCAACAGUUUCAUUUUGUUCAAAUGGCGAAAAUAAAAUAGUUCUUUAUUCCAGAUAGACAAUGAACACUUCAGUCAGUAAGGAAGAAGAGUUUGAAAAAGGAGCAUAUGCGAUAAAGGUCAAUAUUGACAGGGUCAAAGCAGAAAUUAGCACCAAAGAAGAUGAUGUGGGUGGCUCCAGUCCAGAUAGAGCUGCAGAGCCCAAUUGUGUGCAGGAUACAGCAAAACGAAAGCAGAUACAGAAUGGUUCUGGUAAGAUGACUCCAGAAUACGAGAGUCCCAUCAUCUGUAAAAGGAGAAGGAUUAUCUGUGAGGAUAGGUUUGCAAAUCUAAAUGGCAUAGACGCUGCAGUAUCUUCCCAGGGAAACUCAGAUGACACAAGCAAAGUAAAGGAGGCCACUGCAGAUUUGUUGGUGGAAAAUGAAGAUGUUCCUCAGGACAAGCCGUCGUACAGGAAGCCACUAUAUAGCAUCUCGCACAAAAUAUCAGAUCGGCGAAACGCACAACCUGUGGAUCAGCACACAUCCGUUGAGGUGUCAGAUAGAGUUUACCUCAACAGUCUCUUACAACAACGAAAUCUUACCGACACCCGCAAGAGUUACCCUUCUGCCUUGCCAGCCCAUGCGGCUGAUGGUGAUUCCACACUGUACUCAUUAAUCCAUAAAAUGUUUUUCACUCUCAACACUUUGAACUCUACCAUGACCCAACUGCACAGCAAAAUCGAUUUGCUAUCAUUGGAGGUGAACAGAAUUAAAAAGCACGUGAACCCCGGUGAAUCAGUGGUAGAGUUCUUGCCACCCGCAGAGUACCAGCUCAACAAUGCAGAACUUAAGCAGGUCCUAGACCAGAGCUCCUCUCCCGGAGACUUUGCCUGUCGGUUGCUUGUGCAGCUCUUUCCGGAACUCUUCACUGAAGACGAGGUCAGCAGGGGCUGCAAUGCAUGUGGCUCCACUUCUGAGAAGAAGCUGGACUCGCUCCAUCUCCAGCUCAUCAGAAACUACAUUGAGGUCUGUUAUCCGUCAGCCAGAAAUAGCAACAUCUGGCAGGUAGAAUGUCUACCACAAGUAAGCGACUUUUUCAACAGGUUUUGGGCACAGAGGGAAAUGGAGAGCAGUCAGCAGAACACCAAGGUGAUCAGCUUUUAUGAGGCGGACCAUGUUGUGGAGCAGCCCCAGCCAAACUGCUACAUUGACAACAACACGCAAGAUGAAGGGCUGUCCUUGGAUUCCUCCAGCAGUAUGAACUCGGACUUGGUUUUGGAACCCCAGGAGAUAAGCGAGUACUUGGAUGAAGCUUCGUCCCCUGGGGAAUUUGCGAUUUUGCUGGUCCACAGGCUGUUUCCGGAGCUCUCUGACUUAAGAUGUUUGGCGUCACAAACCAGCUGUUAUGGUUCGUCUGUAAAACAGGCGCUUGAUCCGCAGAGACUGCAGAUUAUCCGCAAAUACGUAGAAAUCUACUUUCCUGAUGUGCAAGACGACAAGGUUUGGCUGCAACAGGUCAUCCACAAGAUGGAUGAAGAGCUAGCGAGUAUGAAUUCUGAUGGAAGUGAGUCUGAUGUCUUCAGAAAUGAAAGUCACUGUUCCCCGAAUGUAUCCAUGGCUACGAGCAAUGACAGCUGUGAUUUCGAUAAAUCCACCCAAAAGUCCAAGAAAAUCUGGCUCAUGCCUGUUGAUUUCAAAAGCCUUGUCGUACCCCCUCCAGACUUUGAAGUACCUUGCCCAGACUACAUACUCAGCAAACAACAGUUAAAAAACAUUUAUGAGAGCAGCUUGUCCAUUGGAAACUUUGCCUCCCGGUUGUUGGUGAGGUUGUUCCCUGAGCUCUUUACGCCUGAGAACCUGAGGAAGCAAUAUAAUUGCAGUGGCUCUCUUGGCAAAAAGCAGCUGGACCCAGUCCGAAUAAAGCUCAUCAGGCACUAUGUGCAGCUGAUGUACCCCAGAGCCAAGUGCGACAAGGCGUGGAAUCAGGAGUUUGUUUCAAAGCUGGAUGAGAGGUGCCGCCGCAGAGACACUGAACAAAGGCGUGUUUAUCAACAGCAGAGAAAGAAAACCAUCGUCAGCACGGAAAAGGAAGAGCCUACAACUUCAGUGCAACCAGAGCCAGUCAAAAUGGAAGCAGUCCUGCUAGCACCAGAGAGAACAGACCGGUACCAUAGAAACUUUUGCAAAGUGGCACUUGAUGAACUAACCGUGCCCACUCUUGAUUUCCCAGUCCCAAAUAAGCACCUGCUCUCUACUAAAGAGUUAAAGGAAAUAGUGCAGGACAGCCUGUCAAUUGGGAACUUUGCCGCACGACUUCUUGUCAGGAUCUUUCCGGAGUUAUUUACUUCUGAAAAUCUCAGACUGCAGUACAACCAUUCAGGCGCCUGUAACAAGAAGCAGCUGGAUCCAGUCCGCUUAAGGCUCAUUCGACAUUACGUAGAAGCGGUUUAUCCACGGGCCCGGAAUGAUCAAGUGUGGCACCUUGAAUGCAUACCAAGUAUUGAUGAGAGGUGUAGGAGGCCGGACAGGAGGAAGUCCAAGGUGUUGGGGAAGCCCAAGGAUGAGAAAAAUGAAACGUUCUCUUAGCACAUUCCGGUUUAGGCAGGUUUACGGCAAAGUAGUGGCAAACGUGACGGUUACGACAGACGUAGAUAAGCUAAAGAUAUGUUUUACAACUUAAAAAGAAUCAAAAGUGCCAACUUAGAAAAGAGCACACACUGGGAGUUCUCACCCUUUAUUUAUUUCAUGUGCAAUUCAUUACCUUCUGAUCCCUACCCAUGAAUAAAUGAAUUAUUUGAUCUGG
Molecule: messenger RNA, 2979 nt
Organism: Carcharodon carcharias (great white shark)
Lineage: Eukaryota; Metazoa; Chordata; Chondrichthyes; Lamniformes; Lamnidae
Gene: bend3
Product: BEN domain containing 3
Exons: 5
Coding region: 258-2762 (834 amino acids)
Biological process (GO): rDNA heterochromatin formation
Cellular component (GO): heterochromatin
Molecular function (GO): DNA binding
Source: RefSeq, a predicted model, not a curated record